This is a messenger RNA of Physcomitrium patens, 2439 nucleotides long. The record is from RefSeq and is a predicted model, not a curated record. NCBI's taxonomy places the organism in Eukaryota, Viridiplantae, Streptophyta, Bryopsida, Funariales, Funariaceae.
GCAAAACAUUGGGCGUAAGAAGUUUUAAUUAGGGCAUAAACUUAGAGUGUGACAAAAUGAGGUGGAUAAAGUUACCAAACCGUGAAGCGACACUCUGAACCUCGAAUUCUUUCGGUCUUGGAUCACUAACUUUCACAGUAACAAGCUGACUGUGCUUGAACACUGAUGUACGUUUCUCUAAUCUCUGAGGCAUUUGCCUCACGGACAUUGGUGCGGCGUGUUGCGAUGAUUCCAGGUCCGUCGUCUGUUCAGAGAUGAGUAUCUGGGUCUUGUCAAGCGAGUGUUGGUUUUAUUUGUAAAUAGUGAUCAGCGGCGGGUACAGUUAUUACUCGUCAUGGUGGAAGGCCCGCUGUUGCACCGCCUCGCGUUCGCGCAUCGCAAGCUUCUCUUUGGGCAUAGAUUUACUGCGACAUCACCCACUGGGCGCUUUGCCGAUGGCGCUGAGGCUAUCGAUGGACAUUUUCUUACGCAUAUCGAGGUGCACGGGAAGAAUAUUUUCUACUUUUUCACUCCCGAGAGAGUUGAAGAGGAAGGUGUGUUGGAGAAGGUUGGGGAUGAUGCCGUUGUUGUCCAUAUUCACUUGGGAAUGUCGGGAUCCUUUCGUCUGUACCCAUUUCCAGGACCAAUACCAAGGGAAGCUACGCGACUUCGCUUGUAUAACGAAGAACUAGGGUUUGAAGCACAUUUGAGUGCAUCAGUGUGUGAUCAUGGCAACAUUGAGCUGUAUCGGAAAAAGAUAACAGAGUUGGGCCCAGAUCCUUUGCGCAAGGAUGCGGAUAAGGAGCUUCUUUGGGCGAGUAUACAGCAUCUGAUUAGUGAGAUCGGACAGAAAACGAAGCGGAGCAUUGGAGCCGUUUUGAUGGAUCAAACACUCGUUGCCGGGAUUGGUAAUAUUUACAGAGCAGAAAUAUUGUUUGUGGUGGGACUUCAUCCAGAGCAGCCAGCUAAUACGGUGUGUCGUCCUACGUUUGAGUUUUUGUGGGAACAGUCAAAACGACAGAUGGAAAUUGGAGUAGAAGUGGGCAACAUCAUUACCAUAUUACCUGAGGACUCAGAUAAGCCUUUUCCGAAAAAAAUAAAGGCAAGUCAACUGCGUUAUGUGUACAAUCAAAAGGCCUGCGGAAAGUGUGGUGGGCCUAUUAAAGUCUGGACCAUAGCUCAGAGAAGUGUAUAUGCUUGCGAAGCAUGUCAACCGCCACCCCCUUCAACCACUACCGUAAGCAAAACAUUUACGAGGAAAACUUCAGUGGGUAUAGCCAAUUCCAACUUAGACGAAAGCGGUGAUGAUGUUCACAGUGUCAGUGGAAUUCCUGGAAAGAGGCCUACAAGGAAGAGGGUAGCCGAAGGUGGCAGAGUGAUGGUGCACCAGGCUUACAAGAAUCAGGACCCCAAAGGGUUACCUGAGUCGUUUGUGGUUCCUGCUGAAGAGCAAUCUCAUGAACAUAGCGAUAAUGAUGCUCGAUCUAAAGAAGAGGUUGCCCAGACGAAUAGUUCAAUGCAGACUGAUGGUGAUGACAAAACUGGCAUCCUAAAUUCUUCAAAACCAAGAAAAGGGAGGAGAAAUGCAAGAACCAACCAAGCUGACCAGCUACGGUCACUUCAGUCGGACGUGAUGAAUACCAGCACUUUUUCAAAGAAGCCACCGGAACGGCGUAGUGCACGUCUUAGAAAACAGGCUGUUACAGCACUUGACCAACCUGGCUCCAUUGCACUAGGCUUCAGGGGAAAGUCGGAGUUUCUGCCUGCGGGAGUUGCAAGAUUGUUUAUCCAGAAUCAUCCAACAACCACUGUGAGAUAUGCCAGAGUGUCGCUAUCCGUCUGUAGGUGUUUGGACGGUUCUUCUAGCAUGAGGCUCUCUAGUGCUAAUUCUCCUGUCCGUCGACUCGUUCGUCCCUUGGGAAGUGCACCACCUAUUGUUAAAUCUACAGCUUUUGGAUCGAUACUGCUUGGUGCAAUGUUCCUUAGAGGCGGUUUGGCAAGUGUCAAGUGUUAGUUGCAGCACAGUAAAGUUAGGAAAGAUGGUCGUUCAUAUUUAAACAUGGUUUUGGCGGAUCUAGCAACUGAUCGUUGCUAUGUGUGAAAAAUCGGGUUUCUAUGUCCAAGCGAUUGAUGUUUUGGGUGUUGUAACAGUGCUGAAGUGUACUCCAGCUUGUACACUCUAAAAACAGCUGUGACGUGCUGAAUACAUUCAAUCUCAAUGUCUAUUUGAACACUGUUUAUAGAGGUCGAGAGUCAUGUAAUAUUAGCUUCGGUAAAAGAUAUGAGUUGAUAAUGUUUUGAUCCCGAAGUCGGUAUAAUUAUCGAAUGAGUAAGAGAAUUUGUCACUGAAUAGAGACUCUCAGCAUGCAGAAAUGGUUUUGUUACACGCAGAAACGUGACCAUUCCGACUUUUGUAAACAUUACAUUCCCAAUAAGAAACAGAACCUCCUCAUUCUUCAA